Messenger RNA from Alosa alosa (allis shad), 1367 nucleotides. RefSeq lists its product as uncharacterized. NCBI's taxonomy places the organism in Eukaryota, Metazoa, Chordata, Actinopteri, Clupeiformes, Clupeidae. The transcript has 5 exons. The record is from RefSeq and is a predicted model, not a curated record. The coding region runs from base 61 to 966 and encodes 301 amino acids.
AGGCGGCGGAUCUGGAUCCUGGAUCGCGCUCAGACUACCAUUGCCUGCUCACAAGGGUUGAUGUGCAGACUAGCCCAGCCAGCGCCAGAGGCAAUCGUCGUUAUCGUAAUGACACCUUUCGCCAGCGGGGGUGUUUUCCGGCACGACACUGUGUGGGACCGAAGACGAGAGAAGAGGAGAUCCUACCAGGUGGAGAAGCCCUGGCCCAGGACAACUGCUUGGCAAACCGGCAGCGGUUCUACGCGUAUUUUUGCGCAUUUGUGGUCAGCCUCUACAGCCACCGCCUGGGGUUAUAUCGAACAUGGUGCUGGAGCAGGUGAAGAAGGCGGAGGAGGCGGGCUGCGUCCAAGAGGGAUACAUUGUGAAUGUCGACGACCACAAGACCGCCCGAUCCUUCAUGGCGGGGCAGCUUUUCUUGUGGCCCGAAGAAUUUCAGUGGCUCCGGGACUGGGUGGCCAUGCAGGGGACGGCCUACCCCCAUCCCCACAAGGACAAUCAACUGGUAUUUUUCACCGGGGGCCGGGGCCCAGCCAAGGACCUGAACACAUACCUGAGGACAGCGUGGGCGGAGAUGGGCCUGCCUGGAAGGCCCAUAUUCACAGACAUAAGGAUGGCAGGGAAAGGACUCCCAAGAAGGCCCGGAGAUUUCCGUUGGUGAAGAUCACCCCCCUGAAGAUGCCUGCUGCUCCGGCAGACCCUGUUAUGCCAAGCCCCAAGUGCAAUGUCUGGAGCCCCUCCAUGGUCACGGCCAGGGCCAGGCAUUACCUGACGCGUAGGGGCGCUCUGGCCAGCCCGUCCAAGCCAGCCUCCCAGCUAGUCCCCAAGGUUGAGCCAGACCCAGAGCCGACGAGGGAGCCAGAGGCGGACCCUCAGCCGACGCCGGAGGUGGAGGUUGACAUGGUGCCAGACACAGACCCAGAACCGGAGGUGGCAGAAGACUCGGAGGACCCAGGACACCAGGUAUAGAGGACUCAGAGGACCGAGGCACCAAGCCCCAAUCCCCCCGUUCAGAACUCUCCCUCCCAACACCCAAGUUCAUUAAGCCCCAAUCCCCCCGUUCAGAACCCUCCCUCCCAACACCCAAGUUCAUCUAGCCCCAAUCCCCCCGUUCAGAACCCUCCCUCCCAACACCCAAGUUCAUUAAGCCCCAAUCCCCCUGUUCAGAACCCUCCCUCCCAACACCCAAGUUCAUUAAGCUCCAAUCCCCCUGUUCAGCCCCCACACCACCCACACUCUUUCCCCUGUUCACUGCACUGCAGCACUUUGAUUGUUCAGCACUUAACUGCCGGUUGUUUGUAUAAAUGUGAAAUAAAAUUUUAUAUUUUAUUCUUUUUUAUUUUUUACCUCCAUUUUGUUACACCAUUGGA